AGAGUUGCACAACAGUUCAGCAACGGAAAAGUAGAAAUUAAUAUUCUUUAAUUAAACUGCUUAAAUAAUGCUGCGUGCCGGCUGCCAACUGCUGACGCAGUCCUCCCUGCCCGCCGGAAAGACGGGCGGCAACAGUUUCGCCCUGGAGUUCGUCCGUUGGCGCCGGAAGCCGCGUUGGCUGCCGGUGGCCAAAAGCAAGAUGUUCCGCGUGCCCGAGCGCAAGAAGCAGACGGAGGAGGAGCGCACGGAGCUGAUGAGGCUCCACAACCAGUACAAAACCCAGCUCCGCUCAGUGCGUCAGUUUCUCAGGGAAGAAGUCGUCCGCCAUGAGGAAACCUCGACCGCAGACCACAUCGUGCUCACGCCCGAACAGGAGGAGGCUGAGUUCCAGAAGUGCCUGGACGUCAAUGCGGCCUGGAAUGCGACCAUUGCCAAGGAGCGGGAUCAACGUUUGGCCAAGGAGCGCGAGGAGAAAGUGGCCUAUGUGCAGGAGCGACUGGAUGCUCGACAGGUGCGCGAAGAGGAGCGCAAGGAGCAGGCCAACCAGCGGGUUCUGCUCGAGAUCGAGCGCUCCAAGACGUACAUUACCAAGGAAACCUUGGACGCAGCCAUCGAGACCGCCUUGGCCAAUCCCGUGGACCACAACUUCGCCAUUGAUCUGGCCGGAAAUCUUUACCAAGGGCGCAGCACCUCACAGCUCCCAAAUGCCAGUCCCGAGCCCAACCAGCAGGUCUUGAGUAAUUAAUUGAUUGUCUUAGUUUGUUGUUAUAUUAAAAAUGCUUUUUAGCUUAAAAUGGUUUCUAACGAA
This is a messenger RNA of Drosophila elegans, 808 nucleotides long. It is a transcript of the gene mRpS26, whose product is annotated as probable 28S ribosomal protein S26, mitochondrial. The transcript has 2 exons. The record is from RefSeq and is a predicted model, not a curated record. Bases 68 to 745 code for a protein of 225 amino acids. Gene Ontology annotation, cellular component: mitochondrial small ribosomal subunit. Lineage: Eukaryota; Metazoa; Arthropoda; Insecta; Diptera; Drosophilidae.